AUGAGUUACCUGUCUUUUUUUAUUCGUGGGCUGCCAUUAACAAAAAUCGUUAAAUAUGUUUUCAGCAAAUCAGAACCUCAUUGGAAACAGACUGAAGACUGGAAAGCUCGGUAUUCGCAUCUUUACUCUUCACAGCGCGUGUUCCGGCAGCAACAAGAAGAGCCACGGCGCAUUUCAUUCAUGAGCAAUGAUUCUACUCCUUACACGUCGCUGUUAAUGAGGAUGCGUGCGACACACCGGGACUCCAAGACGUAUAGCUCCGACCUGCCCACUCCCCCCGACAUGAGCACCCUGAUGUCGCAACAUAGCGAGUUCUAUGAAAGCUACAUAAAUAGCGUGCGGUCGGAAGACUGGGGUGGCACCGAAACAUUACUCCUAGAUAUGGUUCGAGCUCGAAGCCGAGAACUGGAAGAAGAAGCUCAAGACAAAACACUUGAUCUGCCUCAUGAUGAUGUUUCCGAUGACGUGUCAAGUGAGGCUUGCGUGCAUGGCCUAAGCCUGCGUACGACCGAGCGGAGCGUCUCCCGAUCCCGAGUGUCGAGAAUAUCCACCCGUCGCGAUAUGGACAUACCUUCCAUCUUGGCAUUUGAAACCCCUGUCAUUCCAGCACCAGCCCCUCUUGAAAUACCUGGACUGCAAAAAGUUAAUGUUACUGAAAAUCAAAAUAUUCCUCGAUGGUCAAUACGUCGUUCAAUUUGCCCCGUUUGUUCUCAAAAGUGGAAAGAUAAAUCAUCAGUUAACAAUGUAAAAUAUUCAGGUUUAAAAAGAAACUCUUCGGCUGAAUUACCAUCAGUGAUCGCACCAGCAAGGCUCAGGGCUGCAAUCACGGCAGCUUAUGUUCCACGCCCCGUUCUUGCAGCCGUGGACGAAAGUUCAGGGAUUGGCAGAGUAAUGCGGAACACUAGUGCUGCGUGGCAAUUGACGCGAGCUCGAAGGUUUAGAACCCCGAAACUGCAAGCACCACCCCCAGAAGCUACAGCACCCCCCAGCUCCACUGCACCCAUGGCUCGCAAAGACUUAGAUCUUCGCGUUAACAGGUUCUUAAAAGACGAAGGAAUGAAAAAAUACUUUGGCUGUUACCAAAAUCGUUAAAUUACGAUCA
This is a messenger RNA of Helicoverpa zea (corn earworm), 1102 nucleotides long. RefSeq lists its product as uncharacterized. Lineage: Eukaryota; Metazoa; Arthropoda; Insecta; Lepidoptera; Noctuidae. The transcript has 8 exons. Bases 1 to 1092 code for a protein of 363 amino acids. The record is from RefSeq and is a predicted model, not a curated record.